UUUCUUUUGCGGGAAUGCACGUGGUUGUGGCAUCUGUUUGUCCAUUUCCUUCAUUUUUUCUCACAACUUCACUACUUCCAUUAACUUCAUUUCUUCUCUGCCGUUUUCCCCUUCUUUAUUCAUCCAGAAACAAUCACCUAGAUUUUCAACUCAAGUUGGAUCUUAGUGGAACUAGGAAAGUUGCGUGGUUGUUUCGUAUUAGGAUAGGAUCGUUUAUGUAUUUAUUUUCUCGAUUUUUCAAUCUUUCUCUCUCUUGGUUUGCUUAAAAUCCCAACUUGUGAAAUGGGCGGUGAGCAUCCGGAGUGGUUACCCGCCGAUUGGGAGGUCAGAGUCAAACGCCAGAGCUCUGGAAAGAAAGACAAGUAUUACAUUCAUCCAUCAACUGGCCUCACGUUCAACUCGAAGCCAGAGGUUCUUCGGCAUCUCAAAGGUCUCAAGAGUUCUAUAAAAACGCCAAAACAGAAAGAGAUAAAUAAGAUAAACAUCAAUAAGACUCUAGCAGAAAACUUGCCUCCAGGGUGGAUUAAAGAAAUCAGGAGGAAAAAGACUAAAGGCAAGAUCAGGACAGACACGUAUUACACCGAUCCAAUUAGUGGCCGUCUAUUUCGCUCCAUGCAAGAAGUUUAUCGCCAUCUUAAAUCCAAGGAUUCAGUAGAGUUGGAGUCCAAACCAAAAGACAAAGGUUGCACGCGCAUGGAGUUGGUGGAUCAUUCUCCAUCUUCGCCUGCCAAAGCUAAAGGACAGAGGCCGAUUGGCAAGAAAGGAGAUAAAAAUAUGACUGAUGGAGAAAGGAUAAAGUCAGGACCUGAUGCUGCUGCACUGAAAACUAUAGUAAAGCCUCUCGUAGAGGAAAGCUGUAGAGAAGAUGAUUCUGGGACUGAGAAACUUCAAAAUAAGCUACCGCAAGCAAAUGGCAACGAACAACACAGUGUUGGAAGAAGACUGCGUGGGAGAUUGGUUUACAAUAAACUAAAACUUGACACUAAAGAAGAUACCUUACAGUCAGGAGGAACAAAAUAUGCCAAUUGUUUUAUAUGUAUAGAAGCCGGGCACUUGAGUAAAGAUUGCCCAAAGAAUACACAUGGAAUUUAUCCAAAGGGUGGGAGCUGUAAAAUUUGCAGAGGUGUGACGCAUCUGGCAAGACAUUACUAAACGCAUCAGUAGUAUCCACGAUGCAGCUGGUAUGCCUGGUCAAUCAUCUUAUGUAAGGCCUGACCGGGUAACCAAGUUCUCGGGCGAUGACCUUGAGGAUGACUUCAUUUCUGUGGCUCCACUCGCUGGGAAAGACGAAGAAAAUGCAGGGAACCAAAGUUGUUAAUUUUGUUGGUUGAUAAAUUUUGAUAGAAGUGUGGGCGAAUUGUUGGUAAAUUUUCUGAAAUCUGAACUAUGUAAGCCCCUUUUCAUAAUUUGCAACAGAGGAUACAUUUUUCUGUGAGGUUUCUAUAUAAAUUACAUCAUUCGUCA
Molecule: messenger RNA, 1464 nt
Organism: Salvia splendens (bonfire salvia)
Lineage: Eukaryota; Viridiplantae; Streptophyta; Magnoliopsida; Lamiales; Lamiaceae
Exons: 9
Coding region: 283-1152 (289 amino acids)
Molecular function (GO): zinc ion binding; DNA binding
Source: RefSeq, a predicted model, not a curated record